Vicia villosa (hairy vetch) is the source of this 1097-nucleotide messenger RNA. RefSeq names its product transcriptional regulator SUPERMAN-like. The transcript has a single exon. Lineage: Eukaryota; Viridiplantae; Streptophyta; Magnoliopsida; Fabales; Fabaceae. The record is from RefSeq and is a predicted model, not a curated record. The coding region runs from base 354 to 1016 and encodes 220 amino acids.
GAGAAAGAGAAAGAGUUAAUGGUUGAAUCUUUACCGAGAAGAAAAAUGAAUAUGUCAUGUUAACUUGACCAGUGACAGAAAUAUGGCAUAAAGUUUUGUAACCCUGGCAGUUCCAAAUUUAGUAAGUAAUGACCAAACUCUCACCACUAUCUCUCCAAUAGGAUUCCUUUUCUUAACUUUACAAAAUUUAUGCAUUCUCUCUUUCUAUAUACUCACUCAAAUAUCCCUAUAUACUAUUAGUAUUACUACUCUCUCAUCAUCAUCAUCACUCACCAUUUUUCUUCUCAAGUCAUUCUUCUCUCUCUCUAAAAUAGGUCAUUUCUUUAUAUAUAUGAUUGUUUCGUUUUGAUAACAUGAUGAAGAGGAACAAUAUGAACACAAACUUGAAAGGCUAUCAUCAAACUUAUUAUAAUAGUCCUAUUAUCACCAACAAGAGUCCUUCAUCGUCGUCGUCGGAGGAUUAUAUGAUGAAUGGUUUUCAUCCAUGGCCACCAAGAUCAUACACAUGUAGCUUUUGUAGAAAGGAAUUCAAAUCGGCUCAAGCACUUGGGGGUCACAUGAAUGUUCAUAGGAGAGAUAGAGCAAGGCUUAGACAAUCAUCACCUCCACCAACUCACCAUGAACUUCAAACUCAAACUCAAACUCAAGGUUCUUCUAUGCUUAACCUUAAUAAUAACCCUACUAACCCUAAUAACUUUUUCUCAAACUCAUCAUUGUUGCAACCAUGUUCUUCAUCUUCUUCUUCCUCUUUAGCAACAACUCUUAAGCCUAUUACUUGCACAUUGCCUUUGUUUGUUGUGGAUGGCAUUUUGUUGAACCCUAGUUUGAGCGCGAUGACGUCGGAGAAAUCGAAGAUGGAAGAAUGUGAUGUUUUUGCAUGUGAAGAUGAUCAUGAGUGUAGAAUGUUGAAGAAAGGUGAGAAUAUUAUAAGGAUGGAUUUGGAGAUUGGUUUGCCUGGAGAUUAUGAUAACUUGGAUCUUGAGCUUCGUUUGGGUACUACUGCUUAUUCUAAUUAGGUCACAAUGUUUCAUCAUAUUAUUGUAUUAACUAGUUUUUUUAAUUAAGGUUUAAUUAGAGGAGAAUGGAUUGUUAUUUGA